Molecule: messenger RNA, 2944 nt
Organism: Bubalus bubalis (water buffalo)
Lineage: Eukaryota; Metazoa; Chordata; Mammalia; Artiodactyla; Bovidae
Gene: DCUN1D2
Product: defective in cullin neddylation 1 domain containing 2
Biological process (GO): positive regulation of ubiquitin-protein transferase activity; protein neddylation
Cellular component (GO): ubiquitin ligase complex
Molecular function (GO): ubiquitin-like protein binding; cullin family protein binding; ubiquitin conjugating enzyme binding
Source: RefSeq, a predicted model, not a curated record
CCUGCGUCCCCGGACGUUGUCCGGGCUGAGGCCCAGGCGGGGACGGCGCAGGUGGCUUGGUGGGCGCGAGCCGGGGCGCUGUGGGGCGAGGGUAGAUGGCGCUGGGGGUCGCCGGCGGGGGCAGGACUGGGUCGGAGACCGGCGGCGGUGCCCGGGGCGGGGGUCAGCGACGGAGGGGCUUCUGGAGCCUUCGGGUUGUGCUCUGAGGCGUCGUGGAGGCGCGGUAACAGAGGGGUCCCGUGUGCGGCAAGCGGGUCCCGGGCCGACGAGACAGACGCAGGUCCGGUGACGCUGGGGCCGAGGCCCGGCAGAGAGGCCGGCCCGGGCGCGGGGCCCCAGCCCCUUCUCCGCGGUCGGGGCCAGGCCGGGGGUCCGGCCCGGGAGCCGUGUGGCGGCGUCAGACGCUGAGCCCGUGGACGCUCAGCCGCGGCUCCUCGAUACGAGCUGAGCGCUCCGCCGUGGGUGGGGCGGGGGGCGUCCAGAGGGGCGGGAGGGGCAGACCGGGGUGCCCUCAGGAGUCGGAAGGCGGCCAGGAGAGGACGCAGCCGGCUGCGCUGGGGCAGCCUUCGCCGUGCUGGCAGCGGGGUCCUGGGGAGAGGGCUCCGGGCAGGAGAGGGGGUCCAGGAGGGAGGUGCAGGGGCAGCGGCGGCGUGAGGACACCCUCCCGGUGGGGAGAGCCGCCGUGGAGGAGGAGAUGGAGAAUAUCCGGUCAGAGCCGGGAGGGGUCCAGCAGGUCCAGAAAGCAGAGACCGCGCCCCAGCUCCCCGAGGGAAGGGGCUGCGUGGACAGGAGCCUGGCUUUCUGACGAGGUUGGAGGCGGGAGAGUGAACGGGGCACUUGGGUCUGACUCCUUGCCGCAUUCCCCCCGCCCCCCCGCCCCCCACCACCGCCUGCUGAACCCAGAACCGUCAGGGUGACUCAGCUUACACCAUUAACUGGGUCAGCCCCUUGGAAGCGACCCUAAGAGGAGAUUUUGUUGUAUUCGGUGUCUCUGGAAGGGUAUUUUAAGGGCGUAUCUUCAUUCGAUAUAUGGUCAGUCUUGAUGUCCACAUCACAGAAGUGGUUCUUCACAAGGUCACAGUUAAAAGGCUUCAGACCUUUUCCAGAGGUUAGAGAAUUUAUCUGAUGUUUCUCCUAGAUUAUCCACAUUUCUAAUGAAAAUUUUGGACAUUUUAAGAGAGUAAGACAAUGAAAUGUAGGGAAAGCCCACCCACGUCCCUUAAAAGCCGUGGAUAAGAAUUUAAUUUCCUUGGCAUGGUGAGCCUUAGUGAAGUCCAUCAGAGCUUGAAGUGUAGGCUUGUGGUCCUGCCAAUUUAUGAACCUUUAUUAAUUUAUUUUUUAGGCAUGACCUCCAAAUGGCCCAGCUCCUCCUGGCACCAAAACUGAAGAAAGUGGUGACAUGAACUGUCCCCUCUGUACUUUGCUUUGGCAACUGAGAAGCUCAAAGCUUAAUUUUCAGCUUUCAGCUCAUAUAUAUGAGCAUAAACUUAAAUCAUCUCAGAAGGACAAGGUCCGCCAGUUCAUGGUAUUUACUCAGGCUGGCAAGAGAAGUGCCGCCCACUGCUUAGAGCAGAGCAAGUAGACACCAGACCUGGCCACAGACAGCUGCUUCCUACCCGAGCUUGUUCACAGGGAAUCCAUGAGAACCUCCGUGGACAGGAAGAAACUGGAGCAGCUGUAUAACAGGUACAGAGACCCACAAGAUGAAAAUAAAAUUGGAAUUUAUGGGAUUCAACAGUUUUGUGAUGAUUUAAGCCUAGAUCCUGCCAGUAUCACAGUUUUGGUUAUCGCGUGGAAAUUCAGGGCUGCAACUCAAUGUGAAUUUAGCAAAAAGGAAUUUGUAGACGGCAUGACACAACUUGGGUGCGACAGCACAGAGCAGCUGAGAGCCCUACUGCCUGGACUGGAGCAGGAGCUGAAGGAUGCGGUGAAGUUCAAGGCCCUUUACCAGUUCACCUUCACCUUUGCUAGGAGCCCGGGGCAGAAAGGGCUAGAUUUGGAAAUGGCCGUCGCAUACUGGAAUCUGGUGUUAUCUGGAAGGUUUAAGUUUCUAGAUCUUUGGAACACCUUCUUGUUGGAGCAUCACAAACGAUCAAUCCCAAGGAACACUUGGAACCUUCUUCUAGAUUUUGGAAACAUGAUCGCAGAUGACAUGUCCAACUAUGAUGAAGAAGGAGCAUGGCCUGUUCUCAUAGAUGAUUUCGUAGAAUAUGCACGGCCAGUGGUCGCAGGUGAUAAAGGCAGUCGUGUCUCGGCAGAAAAUUGAGUUGGAUUUAGAUGAAAGGGAGCCUCGUCCUGCAGGAGAUGCUGGCCAGCUGUGCCUGUCACCCAUUUCCUCCUGACCAGUCGUGAGCCUGGAGACCCUCUUCCGCUGCUUAGAGAAGACGCCGCUGACUAUUGGCGCCGCACGGAGACCCUCCGCGAUCGCGGCCGGGCGCCUGGGGACGGGGCCCUAGCUCUGCUGUGGAGCCCUCCGCGUGACUGUGGAGGGGCGGGGCCUGUCUGCAGUCUCCCACCUUCAGAUCACGGCGAGCCCUGCGCCCACACCCACUGGUUGUCUGGGAACCACACCUAAGAAACCGCCGGUCAGGCGGCCGGACACAUGUCCUGAGAAGACAGUCGUAGACACUGAGGUUUUUAGAUUUGGUGCCAGGAUUAAGACAUAAGUUUUUUGAAUCAUCCAGAUUUAUCAGCUCUGUUUCCUCUGGAUGAUCAUGGGAAUGAUUUUACAGGUCGGCGGGCUGUUGAGGUUUGCACAGCAACUUCAGACCGUGUGCAAGUCAGCGGGUCUGCUUACUGCUAACAGUGUCAGUUCAGCUUCCUAAGAAGCUUCAUAAAGUAUGCAAGUAUGCUUUUUUUUAAAAAAUGUAUUUUAUUACAUUUAAAAAGACAUUUUUCUGUGAGAAAUUAUCUCUUUUGUGAUAAAUUUAAAUUUAAAAAUCAA